This is a messenger RNA of Cannabis sativa, 7545 nucleotides long. RefSeq lists its product as uncharacterized. Bases 363 to 782 code for a protein of 139 amino acids. The record is from RefSeq and is a predicted model, not a curated record. Lineage: Eukaryota; Viridiplantae; Streptophyta; Magnoliopsida; Rosales; Cannabaceae. The transcript is spliced from 2 exons.
UUGUUACGAAUUUCUUGCUUAGUAAGCCUGGUCGCAAGAAAGUAGAUAGUGGGUUACUUCAUUUAAUAAGACUUGGUGAGUUUAACAGUUUUCCAUGGGGUAAGGUUGCGUAUGAUACUACUUUGUAUAGUUUGAGGACUUUUUUUGAAGGAAAAAACAAGAAGAAAGUUGUUAAUAAGACGAAGGGUACAGUUGCUUCGAAGGCAAAAGGGAAGAAUAAUAAGGGUAAAGAAAAUGAUUACAAUAGUAAGACGUACAAAUUGUGUGGUUUCCCUUUUGCGUUCCAGGUUUGGCUCUAUGAGGUUAUUCCUCUUUUUAAGAAGCAAGGUUUCUGCACAUAUGAUUCUUCUCCAGAUUACAAGAUGUGUAGGUGGAGUAGUGUGGGUAAUCCUUUCUCACGUGAAGUUGAGAAGAAAAUAUAUAUGUCAACUAAGUUUUCUGUUACCCGCAUGUUUCCUUCAGUUGAGGAGAAUCAAAAGUUAGACAUUGCUGGGUUUGAGUUUUCUUAUGGGUCGGAAUCUGAUGAUGAUUUUGAGGAUGUGAGACAACCAAGAGUAGAAGUUGACAAGGCUGGUAGUCUUGGAGUUGAGAAAAAAGCUACUAUAAGUGUAGCUGUGUCGGAUGAACUUAAAGAUUCGGUGUUGGGGCUUGUAGUUAGUCAAGUUGGAUUGGAGUGUGUUUUGAAAGAGUUUCGUAAGGAAGUCGAUGAAAAAUUUGCAUUACUUGAGGAAAAUUUGAAGGGUUGCAUUGAUCGUAAAGUUGGAGAGGAUUUUACUUUUUGAUCUUGAUACAAUAUUUUUAGAAUUGAAAGAUUUGAUUAAAGAGAGUAUUGCGAAUGUUGUACCACUGAGGUGUUUUGGUUUCUUUUAUGAUUGAAAUUAUUUAUUUUUAAUUUUAUUUGUUAACAUGCAAUGAUUUUUAUAUGAUUUUGUUUUUGUAGAGUCAUGACGAUGAGGAUGAAGAUGACGGUGGUGGUGGUGGCGUUGCUAGUCCCCGUAACCUAGAUGACAUUAGUGAUGAUGUUGAGGUAUUAUUUAGUAGUUUUUAGAUUUUUUAGUUUUUCAUGUGUUUGUAUGUUGUGUUUUUGUGUUAUUAGUUGCGCUAUGAUGGUAUGGUGCUAUUUUUUAGUAUUUCUUAUUAUGUGCUUUUUUGGGUUAUGAUGUUGUUAUUUAUAAUGUGGUGUUGUUAUUUUUUUAUUGUAGCCUACUGUUAAGGGGGAUGGUGAAGAUGCUGGUGAUGUGAAGGAUGGCAAAGAUUGUGUUGAUGCUGAUGGUGAUGUUUAUAAGGUUGAGUUUCUUUUUAUUAUUAUUUGAUAUUUUCUGUUAUAAUAUUUGCUAUUUAAUUGUUUAUUUUUCUGAUUAUAUUGUGCAGGAAAUUAAAAACAUAUCUGAGAUGUCUGUGAAAGAAGUUGAUAGUCAAGAUUUUGAUGGUUUAUCUUCUUUGGAAAAGGUUAAUUUUGUUUCUUAAUUUUUUUACAUAACGAUUUUGUGUAAUUAUUGUAUUUUUGUUCUCUUAAGUUAGUAACUAAUUUGUUUGUUACUUUGAUUUGCUUUUGUUGUUAGGAUAUGCCAAAUUUUGACAUAAUGGGUUCGCUAUUAGGACAAACUGAGACUGUUGCAAUGGUAGAGGAUGAAGCUUUGGGUUCUGAUGGUGGUAAUGUAGAUGGAGUUGAGGGAAUUGCUGAGCAGGUUAGUGCGGGUACCGAUGAUGGUUUUUCAGAAUCUGUGAUGGCUGUUAUAAAUCAGAAGGUGGAUGAUGUUUGUCAUGUAUAUGAAGUGAAGAAGAUUAUGGUAUGACUUGAUGUUUUGUUGUUUUUUUUUUUAUGAUUUAUUGUUCUUUAAAUUAUUAUUAUUGUUAAAUUUAAAUGUUACUGUUUGGUUUCUUUUUUAGGACAAGAUUAAAGUUUGUGAUCUCCUAAAUCAAAGAGGGCUCGUAAGCCUAGUGUGGCAUUACAGAGUCCUUACAGAAAUGAUUUGGGGUCUUCUAGUAGUAAUGAAAAGAAGAAGAAAAAGAAUGUUAAAGGUCUAUAUCCGUUUACUUCUGGGUUGUUUGAUCAUCCGCAUGAACUUCAACGAAAAGCAUUUGAUGAGUGGUUCUGUGUUGGGUUUAAGGAUGAGAAUAAGUAUGUUUUCUUGUUUUUAUUAUGUUAUUUGAGUUGUUUUUUAAAUUUUGCAUAUUUGAUAUUAAGUAUAUUGGUUGGUUGCUUUUUUUAGGAAGAAGAAGUUUAUUCAAGGGAAGAAUCUUUUCAGUCUUGCUUUUGAUUUCUGCAUUGAUAGUGUUCAGGACAAGUGGUGGUUUUAUGAUCUUUUGACCCCUGGGAGGUGCCUUAGUGACUCACUGAGUAUCAUAUUUAGUAUUUUUUUUUUCAUUUUAGUUAUGUUGUUUUUGGUUAUCUUUUAUUUAUUCAGAUUCUAAUAUAUUUUUUUUACAGCAUAUGGAUGUAAUAUUUUACUACAUGCGAAAGAAGUUGAAGUAUGAUCCUAAUGUUGCAGUGUCUGCAACAACCACAGAUUAUCAUUUCUGUUUUAAGGUGGUUGAAUUGUAUGAUAAGUUUAUCAAGUCUGGAAACAAGAUGGAUGCUGUCCCUAAGAGUAACAUUGUUACUGAAUACAUGAGUGGGUAUUACAUGUAUGCUAACAAAGAUUGGCUACUUGUUGAUCAUGUGUUGAUUUACAUGCAUAUUAAGGAUGAAAAGCAUUGGAUUUUGAUCAUUUUUGAUAUUAGGGCUAGGUGUCUCAAUGUUUAUAAUUCCUUAGAGUCUAGACAUGAGUUGGACAGGAAAACAGCUGGUUAUGUCAAGCCAUUUGCAGUGGUGUUGCCUAUAUGUUUGUCAUUCAUUGACUAUUACAGUAGGAGGAUUGAUAUUGACACAAGCCAAUGAUUGUUUAAAGGAAAAAAGGAGGAGGACAAGCUUGAUGUUUUUGUUGUUACUAAGUUACGCAAGUAGACAAGUAUGUAGAAAUGUGUUUAUAUUGUUAUGAUUUUUGUUUUUUUUUAGUAUUCAGACUAAUGUUUAUUUUUUUCUUGUAUUGUUUAUAGUGAUUGUUGCUUGUUCGUGGCUAAGUAUGCUGAUUUCUUUAUUCAUGGAUGUAUUGACAAACUUCCAAAUCCUCUAGAUGUGGGGUUUUUCAGGAGGAAGCUCGCUGUUGAGUUGUAUGUUCAUCCCAAGAAGAAGCUGUUGAAUGAUUAUGAUUCUGAGUCUGAGUUUCCUGGGAGGAUCCCAAGAGCUUGAUUGGAUUGAAGGGGUGUUGAAUCUGCACUUGGAAGAAACUAUUUGGUGAACUAAAGUUGGAGUUUCAACUAGAAUGAAACUUUUUGGUGAACUAUUUUGGAGUCAGAGUACCUUGUUUUGUUACUUUUUGUUUUUAGAAUUGUAAUUAAGCUCCAAUUUACUACAUUUCAUUGUCAGUAUUAGUGAAUGGUAUAUCUAGACAGUAGGAUUUAUAUGUAGUGUUAGCUAGGUGUUAAUCUCUCUUUUGUUGGUAACACUGCUAUGAAGGGACCUUUCCGUAUCUUUUUUUGGAACUAUGCAAGUAUAUAAGUAGUUAAAAUUGUUGUUUGGGAUGUUAUCUUUUAAUGAAACGAUUCAAGUAUAUAAAGUUGGAAAGAAAGUGUGUUUUGUAAUUUUAAGCUAAUGUUUGUAGCUUAAUUUUUAUAAAACCAACAAUGAUUUUUUGCAGAUUAAUGAUUUAUAUUUUUUUGGUUGAAUGAUGAUUUUAAUACAAAUGAAUAAUCAAGGUAUAGAGUAGUUAGUAUGAUUCAUUUAGUGAAAAAUUAGUUAUAUUGUUUCUAAUUUUUUUUAUAUAAACGUUCAGGUUGUAAAAGAGGAUUUUUUUAACUUGGGGUUCUACAAUGGUAGUGGCUUGCAACAUAUUUGAAUUAGAGGUACACUUUAAUCAUUUUUUGAUAAUGAAUAAUGUCUAUUUUGAUAUGGUUUUUGUGUGUAUGAUAAUUUAAAAAUAAAAUAGACAGCAGAAUAUUUAUUGAAAACCAACAUUUUUUGCCUAAAUGAUAAAAAUGUAUGAAUAUAUAAUUUAAGCAACGCGUUAGUUUUUCUAUUAGUGAUCAAUCAUAUAAAAUACUAAAAACCAAAUUUAGACUUUAAAAAUGAAUUUAACUAUUCAUAAAAGCAGUGUUCACAAAUGACAUGUUUUUUUUUAAUUCUUAUAGUAUUUAAAAAUGUAGGGAAACAUUGGAAAGUAAAGCUACUUAGUAGUUUCUCAAUUUGAAAGUAUUGUUUUUAUUUUUAUAGUAUUUGGAUAAAUGGAAGAAUAAUGGAUGUGCUAUUCAAUGUCUCCUUUUCUCUUUCUCUUUGGCUCGACCGCAUCAUUUUUGUAAGUCCUUCGGUUGUGUCCUUUUUGUAAGCAUCUUGCACAUUUCAUCUGUGUUGCUUUAUCUAGUGCAGUCUUAUACCUUUGUUUCCUUGGCCUUCCUGCUGGUCCCUUGUAUAUUGGUGGUAAUACUUGUAGUUGUUUGAUGUUAUCAGGCAAGUCCCAUGUCUUUGGGUCACCAAUUGGUAACACAGAACCUUCAUAUGUUGCAAGAAAUGCUUUUUUUUGUGUAGUAGUAUGAGCAAUAUUCAUAGAAUUUCAUGUGUCUUUUUGAUAUUACAGCCAUUGCAUGAGAACAUGGCAUUUCAUCAUACUAAAAUCGUUGACACGUGCAUGUUCUUUUUUGGAUAUCCACAAUAUAGGAGUUUUGCAAUUCUUUUACUAUGUAUAUGACAAGAUUGGAUGUUUGCACCUGUGAAAUGUAAAAGAGGUAACCAUUAGUAUAACUGUUAUUUUUUUACUUUGUGUGAAGUAACAAAAUGCGCAUUAGUAGCAUAUAAGUGAAGUUUUGAGGUUACCUUUAGUUUCUUACUGCGUUCCAGUUUAUCCUUUAGUAUCUUUUCUGGUAUUUUUGCUAAUGUUGUGAAUGUGAACAAAGCUCUAUUUUUGUUUUCCCAUGACCAUUUUUGAACCAAGCAACGUAGACAUUCGAGCAGUGUUCCAAUCAGUAGCUCUUUGAUUUCUUUCAAUGCUGAGUUCACAGACUCUGCUAUGUUGGAGGUUAAUGUUAAGUAGCGUUUAUUUGGGUUGUAAAGCCUUGUCUAUUUUUCUAGGCCAACUUCAUUUGUCAGGUAAGGACGAAUUCUACUAUCAAUGUUGUCUAAGUCCCUCAUGCAAUCGUCGAAGUCAGUUUGAUUGUAUGCUUUUGCUGCACAGUAGAAUGCAUCUCUUAGAUCAUCUCCUCCUUUUUUGAAUCUUGUUUUUAUAUUUUGGAACAAAUGGAAGCAACAUACCCCAUGCAUCAAGUUAGGGAAUAUUGAUUUCAUUGCUUUUGCUAUACUUUCCUGUCAGUCAGAAAUUAUGCAUUGCUCUUCACGCUCCCCAUAUGAUUCUUUGAGCUUUUCCAUGAAGUAAUUCCAUGAUCCAUCAUUUUCAGAAUCAACUAUUAAAAAGCUAGUGGGAAUAUGUGUCUGUCGGCAUCUUGUGCACUAGCAUUUAUCAAUGUUCCUCCAUAUGCAUUCUUCAGGAAAGUUACAUCAACCACAAUUAGAGGUGUGGAAUGUUUCCAGCCUUCUAUUGAGACUCCUAAUGCAAAGAAUAUGUACUUAAAAUGCCCAUUGUCAUGUUGGACUAAGUUUGUUAUUGUUCUUGCAAAAUUAUGAGAGAGUAUGGUCACAUUAAAGCUACUGAUUAAUUUUUUAUAAGAUUAUUUUUAGUUUAAUACCAAGGAAGUUAUACUUGGGUUGCAUUUUUUGAUCAUGUAUAGAAUCCCUGGUAUUUCAUUGUAUGAAUCAUGUGGGCAGCUGUAAAGACCGCUUAGCUUAAUUUGGAAAUUAGCAGUUAAUCAUGUUUAAUUAUGAAAUUAUUUAUAGCUAUUUAAAUAAUUAUUUAUACUGUUAUUGUGGAAUUCUGAGAUGUAUUUUUAUGUCAUGUAGUAAUUCUCAUAAUUUUGCAUUUCCGCUGCCCGGUAUCAUGGAACUCGGUGUUUGGCUCAGUAAAAUCACAACUUAGUAUGUUAGUAGUGUGGGACGGAUUAGUAGACAUUGGGAAUGUCGGUAAUGGCUGGGAAUUUAGAUUUUCCCAAAAAUACCCCUUUAGUGUUAUUUAUGUGACUUUAGUGUGAAGGAGCAAAAUGGUCAUUUUGCCCCAUUGUUAGUUUGUCUUUUUAUGGCUUAAUAAUUGGAAAAUACAUGUUUAUUUAAUGCUUUUAAUGGCUGAAGUAAAGGGUUAUGUGGCAAUUCUUUCAUUUUUUUCCAAACUUAGUAAAAUUAGAAAAAUUUCAAAAGGAAAACUCUCUCUCUCUUUUCCUCUCUCUUUUUCGGCCAUUUGAGGCAGCAAGAAAGUGGAUUUUCUCUUGUGAUUUUGGUGAUUUUCAGCAAGUCUAGUGUGAUCCUUGAAGAGGUAUUUCUUGUCUAGCUUGUCUUCCUUUGUUUUCUUAAAAAAUGAUGAAAAAGAUGAGGUUGCAUGCAUAGUUUAAAUGGUUGUUGCUACUGUGAUUUUAUUGUUGUUUUCAGAGAUUUAAGCAUGUUAAAUUGAGGAUAUUUGAGCUGUUAGUAAUGCAUGAUAGUUAGGUUGCUUGAGUUAUGGUUUUUUUUUUUCUAUGCAAAAGCUUGAGUUUUCAAAGUGGAUUUCUGAGUUUUGUUGCUAUGUUUGUUGAGGUCGAAUUCUUGUGUUUUCAGAGGCUUUUACAUGCAUGUUUAAGUAGGUUUGAUCUGAUUUGGAUGCAUGUUAGUUGAAUUGAACCAAGUUUGAGUUUGAACUCAAAGCUUGGAGCUUUAAUGGCAUUUUUGGUAUAUGUGUGUUCUGGACUGUGUAGUUGCUUUAGAAAUGUUAUUUGGGUCCUAUAGAACAGGUCUGGAAGGUUUGAGGUUGUUUGGAUUAGAUUUGAGCAUUGUGUGAAUUUUUGAAUUUCUGCCUGCGAGGAACCGGAAUUCCGGAUGGGUUUUGAAAGUUUCCAGAACCGGAAUUCCGGUUGGACAACCGGUCUACCGGUUGGGGAAAUUUCAGAAACCCUAGUUUUCCUCGAUUUUAUGUUAUUUGGGGUAUUGCCAUGCUUUUUAUUGAUAGGGAAACUUUUAGUUCCUAGUUUAAGUCCCCGGGAAGUGAUUUAGCGUAUCACUCAUAGUGUUGUAAUUUUUAUGGUUUAGGAGCCUGUAAUUCGUCGCGCAGAUAGUUCCAGUCAGGUUGACCGGCACACCUGAAUUCGAAAUUGAGGUAAGAUUAGUAUAACAGUAUGCAUAUGUAGAUUACAUGUUUAGCGUGCAUGUAGGAAGCCUGUUAGGUUACAUUAGUUAUGUAUGUUGGCUUCGAACCAUCUGACUGUGUUACAUCGGUAUAGGCUGGAGUAUGACCAGCAGCUGGAGUAUGACCAGUAUGACCGAGUAUAGGGUGACACUGUAUCACAUCGGUAUAGGCUAGAGUAUGACUAGCAGUUGGAGUAUGACCAGUAUGACCGAUUAGGCUGAUACUUAGGUUGGUGGUUCCGUACUAUUUGACGUAUCACGUUGGUACACGCUGGAGUAUGACCAGCAGCUGGAGUAUGACCAGUUCGACC